Molecule: messenger RNA, 1898 nt
Organism: Nicotiana tabacum (common tobacco)
Lineage: Eukaryota; Viridiplantae; Streptophyta; Magnoliopsida; Solanales; Solanaceae
Source: RefSeq, a predicted model, not a curated record
GACAAUAGAAUUGCACUACUUAUGGUUAGAGGACAAUCUUCUCACGCACUCAAAGUGGUAGGACAAUGACCACCCUCUUUAAGUAGGCUGUGGCAAUAAAGGACUGAAAAAGAAGCGGGGUUACAAGGGAAAGAGAAGUAGAGAACUAUUUCACAGUAUGAUUAAUGAGAUCUCAAUGGGCAGAUGAGGCAACUCUGAACUGCUGACACAACACGGAAAUCUUAGAUCUCUGUUCCUCAGUUUGUUUUCUUGCUUUGUCCUGUAAUGGGAGAUUCAGCUUGUCUUAUGCAUGCCUUCUCUUACGCUUCUGCCAUACCCAAUGAAGCUAAACAGGGGAACCGCAUGCAUGCUCCAGGGGAGUCCAUUUCUUUCGGGAGAUUUACGAAUGAAUCAUUGGCAUGGGAAAAAUGGUCGACGUUCUCUCACAAACGCUACGUGGAGGAAGCAGAGAGGUAUGCACAACCAGGUUCUGUUGCCCAAAAGAAAGCUUUCUUUGAAGCUCAUUACAAGAGAAUUGCUGCCCAAAAGGCUGCUGCUGCUUUGCUUGAACAAUCCAAUAUUACUCCCUCCUCUAACAGUACCAAAAAAGACCCCGAUGUAGAAAUCACACAAAAUACUCUAACAGCAGCAAAUGCUGCCCCAGUGAAGGGUCCUUUAACUACUGUUGCUCCAGAGAAAGAACUAACGAAUGGUAUUGUGCGUGAGAAUAAAGAAACAAUUUCAGGAUCAGAGCUUAGUCAAAUGUCUCAUACGGACAAACCUUUGCUCAAGGUGAAGCAGAGUUCCAGCUCUAAGCAAGACGAUGAUGAUGUUACAUGUGUUACGAGCAAGAAAAGAUCAGCUUUUUCUUCAUUCAAAUCAUCCGUUCACUCAAUAAAAACGAAAUUCCCAUCUUCACCAGCUAGGCAUAACAUUACAUGUCAUGUCAAUAAAGAAAACAAUUUCACUCCAAUCACCAAGAAUCAAACAUCAGUCUUGGCGAAUGAAAAGAGAUCAAGCUCAAAUUCCUUAAGCAAAUUGAUGAAUUACACCCCUGCCAAAGAGCCAGAUAAGGUGCCUCCUCCCCCUCCUACCACCCUCAAGAAGGAAAUUUCAAAGGUCGCUCCCAAUGCCGUUAAGAAGUGUGCAACUCCUCUCAAGACUACUGUGGCAACUUCAGAUGGUGCAACCAAACGUCCCAUGACAACCCCGUCUUCUGAAAAUAGAAGCAUGACAACACCAAUUCAUCCGACAGUUUCAGGAAGUCAAACAGCCAGUCCUAAAUGGAAUAUUUUGUCAGCUGUUUGUCCCAAGUCUUUCACAGCUUGCCGUAACAAAUUACAAUCACCUAGUUUAUCCACUCCUUUUCUCCUGAGGACAGAAGAAAGAGCUGCAAGAAGGAAACAGAAGCUUGAGGAGAAAUUCAAUGCAAAGGAGGUACAGAAAGUUCAGCUACAAACAACAAUCAAGGAGAAAGCUGAAAUGGAGAUUAGGAAACUUCGACAAAGCUUUUGUUUCAGAGCUCGUCCCCUGCCCAAGUUUUACAAGGAAAGAGAAACAGCAAAAAAUUACACAAAAAAGACUCCAGUAAAAUGUUCUCAGUCACCGAAACCUGGAACAAAGCCCAGUAACAGCACAAUGGUAUCGCAGCCACCUUCUACAUAUUCGACCAAGAAGCGAUCUUACAAGAAAUCAGGAAAGAAGAAUAGCUCAAAACCUAUAAAUUCUCAAACCUUGCCAACGGUAGUGUCUCAUGAUCAGAAUGCAUCCCCAAAUAUUCAACAUCAAUUUGGAGUCUCCCCCAAUUGAAUGUUCAGAGAUGUAUGAUGUAUAUCAUCACAUAAUCAUAUAGAAGAAAAUCGUGUAUCUUGUGUUAAAGCUAUCUAUAUGCAAGGGAUCCCCGUUAUUUGUUUUAUGAA